Messenger RNA from Entelurus aequoreus (snake pipefish), 2134 nucleotides. RefSeq names its product gastrula zinc finger protein XlCGF57.1-like. Gene Ontology annotation, molecular function: chromatin insulator sequence binding. Gene Ontology annotation, cellular component: chromosome. Gene Ontology annotation, biological process: regulation of transcription by RNA polymerase II. The transcript is spliced from 2 exons. NCBI's taxonomy places the organism in Eukaryota, Metazoa, Chordata, Actinopteri, Syngnathiformes, Syngnathidae. The record is from RefSeq and is a predicted model, not a curated record. The coding region runs from base 424 to 1761 and encodes 445 amino acids.
UAUCCUUUUCGGAGUCGCGGGGGGUGCUGGAGCCUAUCUCAGCUACAAUCGGGUGGAAGGCGGGACGUCUGUGAAAAAUAUCGUCCACCUGAGCAGCAGGAGGGGUCCUCCAAUACGGAGCAGAAGAGGUCACAGCACCUCCACGUGAAAGAAGAGGAGCCACAGCCCCCCCACUUUAAAGAUGAAGAGGAAGAGUCACAGACUCCUCACAUUGAGAAUAUACAGUCCCUUCACGUAAAAGAGGAACCGGAGGAUCCGCAGCCCUCCUACGCCAAAGAGGAAGAAAAACAGCGGCUGUCCCCCCACUUCAUAGAGGAAGACAAGAGACACCUCAUCAGUGUGAAGAGUGAAGAUGAUGAGGUCAAAGGUGAGAGUGAGGAGAAGAGAGAGGCGGAGCCUCCAAGCAGCAGCUCAACUCAACACAUGACAACAGAAGCUGAUGGAGACCACUGUGGAGGAUCACAAGCAGACAAGCUCUUAGCUCCACUAUCAGAUAGUGAGGACACAACGUCACACUCUCCUGACACUGAUGAUGAAGACUCUAAAGAUGAUAAGACAUGUCACACUGACAACACACACUUCACAUGUUCUCACUGUGACAAAACUUUUAAAUACCCUAGUCACCUGAAAUUACACAUGAGAACACACACUGGAGAAAAACUUUAUCCCUGCUCAGAAUGUGGUAAUAGUUUUGCAGUAAGUCACACUUUAAAAGUACACAUGAGAACACACACUGGAGAAAAACCUAUUUCAUGUUCAAUCUGCGGUAAAGAUUUUACUCAUAGGCACGAUUUGAAAAUACACAUGAGAAAACACACUGGAGAAAAACCUUUUUCAUGUUCAAUCUGCGGUAAAGAUUUUAGUCAUAGGCACGAUUUGAAAACACACAUGAGAACACACACUGGAGAAAAACCUUUUUCCUGCUCAGAAUGUGGUAAAAGUUUUGCAGUAAGUCACACUUUAAAAGUACACAUGAGAACACACACUGGAGACAAACCUUUUUCAUGUUCAAUCUGCUGUAAAGAUUUUACUCAUAGUCAACAUUUGACAAGACACAUGAGAACACACACUGGAGAAAAACCUUUUUUAUGUUCAAUCUGCGGUAAAGAUUUUACUCAUAGGUACGAUUUCAAAAGACACAUGAGAAAACACACUGGAGAAAAACCUUUUUCAUGUUCAAUCUGCGGUAAAGAUUUUAGUCAUAGGCACGAUUUGAAAAUACACAUGAGAAUACACACUGGAGAAAAACCUUUUUCCUGCUCAGAAUGUGGUAAAGAUUUUACUCAAAGGCACAAUUUGAAAAGACACAUGAGAAAACACACUGGAGAAAAACCUUUUUCCUGCUCAGAAUGUGGUAAAAGUUUUGCAGUAAAUCAAAGUUUAAAAAAACACAUGAGAGUACACACCGGUGAAAAACCUUUUUCGUGUUCAGUCUGCGGUAAAGAUUUUACUCACAGUUCCAGUUUCAACGCACACAUGAGAAUACACACUGGAGAAAAACCUUUUUCCUGCUCAGAAUGUGGUAAAAGUUUUGUAACAAAUGUAAGUUUAAAAGUACACAUGAGAACACACACUGGUGAAAACCCAUACUCCUGUUCAAGCUGCAACAAAAGCUUCCGUUACCUAAACACUCUUAGAGCACACAUGAGAACACACACAGGAGAGAAAGUGUUGAGUUGCAGUGUGUGUGGUGAAAGAUUCUCUUCUAAGUACCAGUGUAAGAAACACAAGUGUGCUGGUGAGAACAGCAGCAGCAAAUGAAGAUGCAGAAUUUAAAAUCAACUUUCUAACAACAUCAGCACAUAUAACAUGUGUGACAUCAUUGUUGUGUGUGUAACACAAUCUUGUUAAUAUGAUUCUAACAUUUAUAGAUUAGACACUUCAGAUUAGUGCUUUUAUUUCAGUCAAGUACAUGAGUUAAUAUACACAUUUGUGUACUUUAAAAUGAACAGAACAAUUUGACUGAAAAGGUGAGAAUAAACACUACAUAAAAUAUGUUACAUACAAUAAACAUUUUAAGUGUAGAUAUUCAUAGUUCACUUUUAUACUUAUUCAUAAUAGUGUUUUAUUUAUGUUUUUUGAAAUAAUGAAGGGUUACAUAUUUUAUUUUCUAAUUGUAGAUGAUUCCAUAGAU